This is a messenger RNA of Dermacentor silvarum, 4680 nucleotides long. RefSeq lists its product as uncharacterized. The record is from RefSeq and is a predicted model, not a curated record. The transcript is spliced from 16 exons. Bases 294 to 2531 code for a protein of 745 amino acids. Gene Ontology annotation, cellular component: cytoplasm; nucleus; ribonucleoprotein complex. Gene Ontology annotation, molecular function: RNA helicase activity; ATP binding; RNA binding. Lineage: Eukaryota; Metazoa; Arthropoda; Arachnida; Ixodida; Ixodidae.
CUGAUAACAUUCCGCGUCGGCAAAGAAACACCGACUGCGUUCGCGACGCACGCUGACAAUUCGUCUCAAACGAGCUGCAAGUAGCCGCAUUUCGGUCGAACACGACGUUCGGCCCUCGCAGCACGGCGCUUGCACCUCGGCGAAAACCUAUUCCCGAGAACUGGAGCGCCUUCACUGAAACAGUGUUCCUCCAUCCUACGUGUCGGCUUGCCAAAGUAGAGGUAGUAGUUUCGAGCGCUCGGUUAAUUGGCGUCGGCGAUUCACGUAAAUCGUCCACAUUUUCGCCCUGAAAGAUGGCCUACAGGGGACCCAGAUCGGACUUUGGGGGACAGCAGGGGGGUCAGCAGCAGUGGAGGGGUGGUGGCAGACCCCAGCCCGGUGGUGGUGGUGGCAUGGGGCGCCCCAUGAUGGGAGGGAACAACUACGGCGACGGCCGCAACGGCGGCAGCAGCUUCGUCAACAACAGUCUCAAGGGCAAGCAGCCUGGCGGAAACCUGCGCAAGCCAGACUGGGAGAGAAUCCAGCUUCAGCCCUUCCAGAAGAACUUCUACCAGGAGCACCCCAACACUGCCAACCGCUCUGAGGACGAGAUUGAACAGCACCGGCGGCAAUACGAGAUGACUUUGAGGGGCCGUGACCCUCCACGACCCAUCCUGACCUUCCAAGAGGGUUGCUUCCCAGACUACUGCAUGCGGAUGAUCGAGGCCCAGAACUACAAGAACCCGACGGCCAUCCAGUCCCAGGGGUGGCCCAUUGCGCUGAGCGGCCGUGACAUGGUCGGCAUUGCACAGACAGGCUCAGGAAAGACCCUGGCCUACAUCUUGCCAGCAAUAGUUCACAUCACUCACCAGCCCUACCUUCAGCGGGGAGACGGACCAGUGGUUCUAGUCUUGGCACCAACACGUGAGCUGGCCCAACAGAUCCAGCAGGUGGCGUCAGACUUCGGCAAGGCGUCCCGGAUCCGCAAUACGUGCGUCUUUGGCGGGGCCCCCAAGGGCGCGCAGCUGCGGGACUUGGAGCGUGGUGUCGAGAUCUGCAUUGCCACACCGGGCCGCCUGAUCGACUUCCUGGAGGCGGGCAAGGUGAACCUUCGUCGCUGCACUUACCUGGUGCUGGAUGAAGCCGACCGUAUGCUGGACAUGGGAUUUGAGCCGCAGAUCCGUAAAAUUGUGGAGCAGAUCCGUCCGGACUGCCAGACGCUAAUGUGGAGUGCCACUUGGCCCAAGGAGGUUCGCUCCCUGGCCGAGGACUUCCUCAAGGACUACAUCCAAGUGAACAUUGGGGCACUGCAGCUCUGCGCCAAUCACCGCAUCGUGCAAAUCGUCGACGUCUGCCAAGAGUCCGAUAAGGAAAACAAAUUGUUGGAACUGCACAAGGAAAUCAUCAGUGAACAAGACAACAAGACUCUGAUCUUCGCCGAAACCAAGAAAAAAGUUGACGAGCUGACACGCAGGAUGAGGAGAAGCGGGUUACCAUCUAUAUGCAUUCAUGGGGACAAGUCUCAGUCGGAACGGGAUUGGGUGCUCAACGAGUUUCGUUCGGGCCGCUCUCCGAUCUUGGUAGCUACCGAUGUGGCGGCCCGCGGACUUGACGUGGACGACAUCCGGUUCGUCAUCAACUACGACUACCCGCACUGCUCGGAGGACUACAUCCACCGCAUCGGCCGGACAGCACGCUCCAACAAGACGGGCACGGCGUACACUUUCUUCACGCCCAACAACAUGAAGCAGGCCAAGGAGCUGAUCGCCGUGCUCAAGGAGGCCAACCAGGCGGUCAACCCCAAGCUGUACGAGAUGGCCAACCUGGCCCGGAACGGUGCCUUCAGCGGCGGCCGCAACAUCCGCCGCUUCCGAGCACCAGGACAGCCACUGGCGAGCCUCCAGAAUGACAACAAUGACAAUAAGCAGCGCAACGGUGGUGGCUACGGAAACAACCGUGGCUACGGCGGAGGCAUCGGUGGGUCCGCCCAGGUGCGCAGUGGGCCAGGAGGUGGCGGCGGAUAUCGAGGGGCUGGACAGCAGAAUGGGUUUGGCGGAGGAAGGCCCAUGCAGAACGGCUUCAACAACCGACCACAGAUGCAAAACGGCGGUCAGCCUGCCUACCAGCGCAGCGGCCCGAACGGCUACAACAACCAGCCGAAACCAAUGUCCGCCGGCCUGGCAGGCAGCGCUGGCAACCAGACUUCCGGACUAGCCGCCAGCAGCUACAAGCCGGCCCAGCAGCCGCAGCAGCAGCAACCGCAACAGCAACCGCAGCAGCAGCAGCAGCAACAGCAGCAGCAACCCCAGGCGCCCCAGCCGCGCCCGUCGCCUCCCAACGGCGCCGCCAUGAUGCACCACCCAACUCAGUACGGAGCGGCCGCUGGAUUCCGAGCCCAGGGCAUGGGUCCGCAUCACGGCAUGGCUCCACAGCACUGCUACAUGCCUCCCCAGCAUCACCAGCAGGGUUCCGUGUACGCCGGCGGCUACGGACAGUACGCACAGAACGCGGCGUACGUCCCGCCCAGCCUGUACUACCAGGUUCCGGCUUAAUGCUGGCCCCCCACACUAGGUUCUCGCUCGCGGGGGAAGAAAACAAGGGCGUUUUGCUCUCUCUAGAUUUUUCUUUUUCUUUUUUGUUCUAUACCUGCUUUUUUUGUCUUGGUGACUAAAUGCCGACCUGUGCUUUUUUUUUCUUUCCGCAAUGUUCUUCCCUUGGAUGUUCCCACUGUUCUCCUUCCUAUAUCUCAAAGUGGUUGCAGCAAUGAUGUUUGGCCAUGUUCUGAGCAGAAGUGCAGUGCUGGCGGAACUUUUUUUUUUUUUUUUUCGGAUUCUAACAGACCAGUCAAUGACGGCCAGGUUUAACGCUGGCUCUCCAAUCUGGCACUGCAUGUCUCGUCACAGCCGAAAUAAUUUUAAUUGCUCUGAUGCUAUGAGCGACAUGGACCGGUGCAGUUUUUUGGCUCUGCAAGCACGCCUUGCUGGAACCAACGCAUUCUGAUGGUUUGAAGCCCUGACUCGAGACUGGUACGUCGACAUCAGUGUUACAAGCUGUGAUGCAUCACCGGUGACUCAUUUCGAUGGUCUGGUGGUGUGACUGACAGACUCUUGCAUCAACAUUGACCCUGCGAACCGUGACGUUCCAUGCUUUGUCACAGCUUAAAUGUGCUGUGACGGUUUAAUGCCGUGACCAACACAGUUGUAAAUCAGCAUUGGCUCCGCAAGCCACGACGUGACGUUGCAGGCCUUGUCGCAGCAAACAUGUUUUCAUGGCCAAGUGGCGCAACCAGUGUGCAACUUUUUUUUUUUUUCAUUACAUGCCGUGUGUUGAUGUUUGGAAUCUCUAGAAACGUGUGGCUGUCUGUGAUUUGUCAGAAAAAGGGGCGAACGCAACUGCGGUGCAGGGUAGAUUCACAUCAUCCUCGAUGAUCGUGACACGAAGCUAGUGCUUAAGGCAAAGUGAAUGAGAAAUUAUGGGCCCAAUGUUCGCGUUCGGAUGUACCUUUGUGCUGGUUUUCGUGUGCGCGGUCGCCAGGUUUUUUUUGUCCCUCCCUGCUAGCAGCAGCGCAUUUUGUUUCCAUGUUUUUACCUCCUUUGAAGUUAUUUGCAUGUUGUUUCCCGGCAGUCAGACGAGAGAAAUUUUAGAAGUAUGUUCAUAAAAGUCCUGAAUUCCGAAUUCUUCUAAGCAAUCACUCGGGACCUGGCACGCAAGAGGAAUCUAUGGGACAGAUUUGCAGCCGAUGUUACAGUGCGUAUAAAUGGAUGUCACUGUAGCUUUUGCAUUUGCUGCGAAUUGAACAGCGUUUUUACUUCGCUGACAAACUAGACAUCUUGUUCCACAGGGUGCAAGCAGAGAUUGUGAGGAAAGCAAAAAAGAAAAGUUUUGUCCGUAAUCUUUAGCACUGCAUUUCUUUCUCGUGGAUGUUUGGCAUCCACCUGGCUGCUCCUCUUGGCGGCGCGUUUUUUCUGGUCAUCGUCGUCAUCAUUGCCACCUUCUGCCGAGGCAGGUGUGAUUUUCCCUGCGAGCGCCAUGUUCCUUUUGAGUUUUUCACCAUUUCCUUUUUUUUUUCUUUUUUUUUUUUCAUGUGUGUGUGUCAUGGUGCCCGCUUGGGAACUCCUCUUGGCGAGUUUGUGUCAUGCCGCCACCUUCGAAGGAGAUUUUUGUCGUUCCAAGAUGUUCCUUUGCUGAACUGUGAGAUGUCGGUCAUAAAGCUCAGGGGUCCAGUAAAUUGAGGUGACACGUGCAAAUAGACGACAACCAAAAAAAAAAAGUAAGCUCGAAAUGUACAAAGAUUGCGAAAAGAAGCGCUGCGCUUUUCACACACGGAGCUCCGUCCCACGCUUUGCGCUCAUCUGCGUGGCAAUCGGUAGUGUACUCCACUCGGAUGUGGUGUCGGGAGGGAGAGAAAUGACACUACUUGCUCUCUCUCUCUACUGCCUCGGGUUUGCACGGAGGCGGCCUUUGGCGUGCGUUUGGAGAGUGUAGGCUUUUUCCACUUUAAACACACACAGAAAAAAAUGGCAGUAGUAUCAACUUUAUGCGCGUACUGCCAACUUCAACUUGUUUACGGACGUCACUGGGGGUUUAUUUGUUGCUACAGAAGUGUUCUUUGAAAUGAAGUGGAAGUGAUGUAUUGUUUUUUUUUUGUGCCUGUCCUAGAAGAAAGUCGUUUCUAGGAAUAAGCUGCUGCUGCUUUGUUCU